UUGACAAGAGGAUGUGAUAAGCACGUAAUAGAUAGCUGCUAACCCCUCUUACUUAAGAGAUGUGCCCGCUGUCCGUUUGACAAUAUCAUCUUCAGUGCAGAGGCAGGGAGGUUACGCAGUUCAAAAAAUCAUAUCUUUUAAAGACAAAGAGGGCAAAGAACCAACACCGCCAACAUGGAAGGAAGGGCUCUUAUUAUAUGUCUCCUCUGGGCCAGUUUCUUUGCAAAAAGACCAGUAGCAGCUAUGGAAAACAUGAAAAGUGAGUCCAGAGAAACACACCUGCCUUCUUUGCUCUUGAACAAUCAAGGUAAGAGAUAUAAACCUCUCAAGUAUUAAGUGUCGUCAAUAAAAAUCAUCUAGAAGGUUCGUUCCAUAUCUUUGAGGCUAAUUCGUCGACAAGAUGAUUUCCUUCUGUAGGAUUCAAUUUUCUCUUAAAGUCCGUUAAAAAGUAAUAUUUGACUUGCUCCUUGCAGUUCUCGCUGUAAAUAUGUUAGAUUUAAGUUUUCUUCAGGUUCGGUUUUUUUUUGGCUUUUUUUUCCCUUGAUGUUGGCAACUGGUUCAUGGAGGUAUUUGUCACCGACGGACGGCUGACAAGCCCUUUCCCGUUUCUUUGGAAGAUAUUGAAAAACCACAGGAGGUCAUUCUUCUUUUGGGUCAAGGCUAGAGAACCAUGUGUGCAUCAAAUAGUUUUCACCUGAAAUUAAACCGAAUUCUCCCGGAAACCGUUGGAGAAAGAUCUCCUACUUUUAAAAAGUUAUAAUAUAACCCUCUGCAGUAUGUAAUUUUCCCUAUCAAACCGUCUCAAGGCCUUUUGAACACUUAGUUGGUAGAGAACCACAACACACAGAGGAAAUUCACUUCUCAUCACCACAGUUUUGAUUCUACUCAUUAUCCUUGUCUGUGUCAUUUCACUUGACCUCAGCGGCAAUCACGGGUCUUUCGGUUAUUGAUAUAUCUCCAGUAAACACACCCAUUGCUCUAGAAAAAUCUGUAAAAUUGAGAUCAUUUUUUAAAACAAUUAUUUGCCAAAUAAUCUUGGUGAAGAGGUAAAUGGCCUACACGAGACGGUUCCAAUGUCUCAUACGGGUCAGUUGUUUAAACCAUUUAUUGGCUUACUUAAAAUAGCGGUUUAAAGGAGUCUAUAUGAUCAAAAUGAACUGUUAGUACCAAACUGUUUCGAAAAGUAAUGACAUUUCUAAUAAAUUGGUGACUCGAGCAUAAAACCUAUAUCAUGUUUUUAGGAUUUUGAAAUCAUUGAUAGACGAAUGAACAUAGGCACAUUUAUCCAUUUCUACCUUCUUAAGUAGUCUUUCACUUACUCCUCUUGAAUCUUUGCUUCCAUCUGCCAUAGUGAAAAAAAAAAAAAAAAUAAAUUAAAUGAGAUAAGUAAAACAUACACCCCAAGUAAGCAUUAAAAGAUCGCACCAAGGGAAGCCAUGUAACUUUGGGAGUGGCUGUUUGCUUCUACGCAGCAAAUAGCGAAGAAGUUUGAAGUUUAUCAUCACAAAAAGGUUCAAUGUCUAAAUUUGCAGAGACGAAAUCUAGUCCUGUUUCCUUUUUUUACUUAGUACUUAAAUUUUAGAUUGGAAUCGCCAGGCGUAAUUACGCAAUGUUGCUCUUAUCGUAUUUCAGUUUGCAGUGUAAACGUUCCAAAUUGUGCCUCGUGUCUCGACCAUAGAACAUGCCAUAGAUGCCAGGAUGGCUUUACUUUGCUUGAAAGUUAUUGGGGUGCAAGCUGUGUAGAAAGCUGUCCAGACGACUUCACUGCGAUACAGACUGAGGACAACGGUGUCAUCUGUAGAACUACUGAAGGUAGAAACGUCAUGAUUUCAUCAACUGACACUCUCAGGAAAACCCUUCUCUGAAAAACGUCAAGAUAAUCCUCUUUUAUAACAUAGCAAGUAUCAAGCUGUAAGACACAAAUCUCAAGGGUGGUUAUUGAAACACACAUCAUCUUUUGGUUUACGAACUCCGUAUAGACCGUCUUCAAUUUAGCCAAAUGUUUUGUCUGAAAUCUAUAUUUAUGGCCAUUGUCAAGACGGCCAAUAGAGAGCAUUUGAAAAAAAAACUUAUUAAGCGAGAAUUCUCGUGGUUCCUUUGUCUAAAACCGCGGCCCAAGUUAAUCUUCAUCCCAAUAACCGACCCUAAAAAUAUAAUAAUUGGAUUCAUGAAUUUUAGAUCAUAGAAUAUUAAAGGACGAUUCAUCUUCUUCCAAAUCGUUUACUUGUACGAAUGACCCAAUUUUCUGUCCCUUGGUUAUAAAUAGGAUGCAGUAGGAUACCGCAUUGUUCCCAGUGUGAGGAGCAGUUCGAUGAUAUCUGCGACAGAUGUGAAGACGGGUAUCUACUUAUGCAGCAAGGGACUGGUGCCAAGGUUCAAUGCGUGGCUUCUUGUCCCGCGGGUUUCGUGAAACACGGGACCAAAUGCAGGCCAGGUAAGCAAUACAGUUGUUCGUCUUGAAAUUCAUUAAAGGUAUAUCUUCUACACUAGUAUUAAACAAUAGUUCUAUCAGCGAUAUUUUUAAUCUUAACUUACAGAAAUGUGCGAAGACUUCUUUUGUUCUCGUUGUAAAGAUGGUUGGGUUCUACAGUACAAACAAGGAACAAAGUGUCUGUCCAACUGUCCGUCCGGGUUCUUCAGAAAAGAAGACAUGUACAGCGGUCAGCCUUACUGUGAAAGUAAGAAACAUUAUGCGUUGAUUUAACCCUGAUUUCUUAGUUACGUCUUGUUCUUAGGAAAGGCGGUUAGCUAUAAAUUAAUUUGGGGUUUCUUCUGCGAAGGAUUAUUCCCCCCACCCCCCCCCCCUCCCCCCCCCCCCUACCCCCCCAUACCCCCUACCCCCCCACACGAGAAGGAUGUUAUGGGCUAUAUGCAUGGAGAGGAAAAUUUCUUUUGCAAGUCGUACGCCGUAAUUUAAUAGGUUAACGGAUAGAAAAGAAGAUUAUGAAAAAUAAUCUCUCCCUCUCUCUCUCUCUGUUCGGUCUAGUGUGCAGGGCGAAUUGCAAAAGUUGUCAAGAUUCUUACAAUUGUGAUGUUUGUGAAAGUGACUUUUACCUUAUCAAGGAUGUGUUUUCCAAGUGCUUACUUAGUUGUCCAGCUGGAUUUCUUGCUGGUUAUAGUCUGGAGUCUGGUAAUGUGUGCAACAAAGGUAAGCGAGGAAUAGGUUAUUACCGAGAUGGACCGCUUUAUCUUAAGGCUUAAUCCUUACUUCUCAAUUUUACCUAUAAAUUCUUUAAAUGAUCUCUCACAGGAGAUGAGUUCCUGUCGCUCGUGAAUAAUGUCAUCUGUCCACAUAACGAAUCAUAACAGGAGGAAAUGCCUCAGUGUAAAAAUUCGCUAAACGAUAUCGGCUUUUUCCUGAUCCUCCACGGAUUCCUCAAAACCAGAGUGAUAUUAAAUCAUCUUAAGAGAUAUUUAUGUUUUGAAUUAGGAUUCUACGUGCACCGUGUCCACACUCCUCAAACCUGUCAUCUCCUGCCGAUACGUAAAAGGGUAAAAAAACGGUGAACAGCACUACUAAAACUAUAACAAAAUAUUAUAUGAAAUGAAAUAAUAUAUAUAUAUAUAUAUAUAAUAAUACGAUAAAAAUGCAUUUCUAUAAGCUUGAAGUUGGUUUUGCGUAUAUAUAUUUGGCCAUGCACAUAAAAAAAAUUAAAAACAGCGCCAUUGCAGGUCGCUUUCUUCUGUCUUAUCAGAGGGUAACUAAUUGUUACCAACUAGGGACUAGAACUGAGUUUUCCCUUUGAAGUAGGAGAUAGAGCAGCAAAAUAAGAUAGCUUGACUGGUCUCUCUGAAAUUAGUUUGUUGACAUCAAAGACGCAUUUAAUAAGACUUCCCCCCUCCACAGCCAAAAAUGAAUAAAGAAAUAAAUGAUGUAAAAGGUGUUUUACAAAGGUACCAGCACCUUAAUGAAGAAUAUUCGACCUCUUCGCGCCUUUUGAAAUUUAUGUUUCUACUCGGAUACUUAGACACACGUGGUUGCUUGGACGAAACUUGUUCGCACUGCCAGGAUGGUUGGUAUCGAGUUCGUAUCAGGAGAGACUUUCAUUGUCGACAAAAAUGUCCUACAGGAUAUUUUGAGAUUAUGAGAGAGGGGAAACCAAAGCUUUGUGGACGUAAGUAUUAACAACAAUAAUAAUAACAAUAAAGUUUGGCAGGAAAAUAUAAGCAAGAUAAUGACAAAUGGGAAACAAAAAGGAAUGGGAUGGGUAGCUGCUUUGAAGGCUAUUUCUUGUUACCUGUUAGACAGAUUUUUUCACACCGUACGUUAAAUAUUCUAACCGCACAAACAUAUCUUUCUCUUUCCUUAACUACAUAACGUCAAAGCUUGAUACUAAUUUUUUGGAUUUUUGUUUAUGUUUUAAGGGUGCCCGUAUAACUGUCAGAAAUGCCUUAGUCGCCGAGAAUGUAAGCAGUGUAAGGAGGGCCUUUUCAGUGUUGUGCGAGGUGGCAGACUGUAUUGUGUUUGGCAUUGUCCUCGAGGAUACAUUCCUCUGGAAGAUGAUGGGAAAUCAUGUGUGAGGGGUAAACCUAAAUCCUUUCUCAUUUCUUUCAACAACGUCGUAUCAAAAACUUCCUACCAUUUUUUUCUUAAGCAGAAGCGCAGUAUCUUUCGUACGUUUCUGGAUACAUAUUAUCGCACUACAGUUUCCGAUCAAAUUUAGAGGGGGUUUCCCUUGAGGAACGCGUAUUGGUUUGGAAGAACAAAAUUUGCCUCAGUGCAUCUAUUCUAGAGAUCACGUGGUGGAAUAGAUGACACCGUUUUAAAGGCCACUUUAGUUUGCCCAAUGAACAGUCAAUAUGUGGUUUGCUUACUCAAACGUCGUUUAACUGACACCUUCACACCAAAAAUCAAAUUUUACCGCCCCUUGGUGAACAUUUAAAGAUGUCUGUUAUAUAUUCCAAUAGUAUUUUUUACAUUAGCGUGUUACUGGCAUUUUUAUUCUUGACAGGUUCUUUGAUUUAUCGCUUGAACAAUUAAGAUGUAAGGUUUCAAAAGUAGGGGGGCGGGGGUUACAUUUACCCCGGAAGCCAUUGGGAACCCACUUCCCCCCCACUACCCUCGUCUGCGCCAUUUCUGUAGUCAUGUUGGUUUGACUUCGCUGUACUUCAAACCUUAUACUUUUAGCACUUAAUUUUCCUAAUAAGAUUUGUUUAAUUUCAGCAAAUGACGAUCUUUCUGGACGCUUAUAAGCUGAAGGAUUAAACAGUUUCAGUUAUCACAUGCAUAGGAGUUGUGGAACAAUCUCCGUCUCUUUAUUUGAAGAUUUCAUAAAUGUAAAAAACGUUCUGCGAUAGUUGGCUGUUUGGUUUUCUUACUGUUUUUAUGUAACUCUUAAACGAACUUUUCACCCAGUUUGCCUCACGUUGAAAAGACACUAUUACAUCAAAUGUUAAUC
This is a messenger RNA of Pocillopora meandrina, 5399 nucleotides long. NCBI's taxonomy places the organism in Eukaryota, Metazoa, Cnidaria, Anthozoa, Scleractinia, Pocilloporidae. The record is from the annotation of a GenBank genome assembly.